CAUGCUUAUCCGCGCUGGGUCUUUGUGCGCGUCGGGGAGGCCGGGCGGGCAUCCUGGUGGCGGACGGGCUUCCCUGCCUGGGAUGACUUUAAAGUCCCCGAGAAAAACCAAUUUUCUUCUCUGGAGGGUGAACAUUUAUAGCAUCGAUUUCACGGAUCUGGUAACAUGGCAAAAGAUGCCGGUCUAAUUGAAGCCAACGGGGAACUCAAGGUCUUCAUAGACCAGAACCUUAGUCCUGGAAAAGGUGUGGUGUCCUUAGUGGCUGUCCAUCCCUCCACAGUAAACACGCUUGGGAAGCAGCUCUUGCCAAAAACGUUCGGACAGUCCAAUGUCAACAUCGCUCAGCAAGUGGUAAUUGGUACGCCUCAGAGACCUGCAGCGCCAAACACUAUCGUGGUAGGAAGCCCACACACCCCUAACACUCACUUUGUCUCCCAGAACCAGCCUUCAGACCCCUCACCUUGGUCUGCCGGGAAGCGUAGCAGGAAAGGGGAGAAGAACGGCAAGGGGCUGAGGCAUUUCUCCAUGAAGGUCUGUGAGAAGGUGCAGCGGAAGGGGACCACGUCCUACAACGAGGUGGCGGACGAGCUGGUGGCAGAGUUCAGCGCCGCUGACAACCACAUCUUACCGAACGAGUCGGCUUACGACCAGAAGAACAUCAGACGGCGAGUCUACGACGCCCUGAACGUGCUGAUGGCUAUGAACAUCAUCUCCAAGGAGAAGAAGGAGAUCAAGUGGAUCGGUCUGCCCACCAACUCCGCCCAGGAGUGUCAGAACCUGGAGGUGGAGAGACAGAGAAGGCUGGAAAGAAUAAAGCAGAAACAGUCACAGCUCCAAGAGCUUAUCCUGCAGCAAAUCGCCUUUAAGAACCUGGUACAGAGGAACCGCCAGGCGGAGCAGCAGGCCAGCCGGCCGCCCCCCGCCAACUCCGUCAUCCACCUGCCUUUCAUCAUCGUGAACACCAGCAAGAAGACGGUCAUCGACUGCAGCAUUUCCAACGACAAGUUUGAGUACCUGUUUAAUUUUGACAACACGUUUGAAAUCCACGAUGACAUCGAGGUGCUGAAACGCAUGGGGAUGGCCUGCGGGCUGGAGUCCGGGAGCUGCUCCGCCGACGACCUGAAGGUGGCGAGAAGUUUGGUGCCGAAGGCGCUGGAACCCUACGUGACAGAAAUGGCUCAGGGAUCACUCGGUGGUGUCUUUGUCACGUCGGCAGUUUCAACUGCCAACGGCACAAGGCUCUCUGCCAGUGACCUGGCCAAUGGCGCGGAUGGGGCGCUGGCCACGAGCUCCAGCGGGUCGCAGUACAGCGGGUCCCGGGUGGAGACCCCCGUGUCGUACGUCGGGGAGGAUGACGAGGAGGAGGAGGACUUCAACGAGAACGAGGAGGACUGAGCCCCGUCGGCUCCAGGGACACGUCUGGGGAGAAGAACUUCUGCUAACGUGGGUCUUUCUGUUUCUUUUGUCCUCCUCCCAAGAAGAGCUUGCUGCGCCGCUGGGCUCGGCGUGCGCCACCGAUAAGCAACGCGCCGUUCUCCGCGGGGUCCUGACGAGCUGCGCCGUGUUUGAUGCCGAUGCACGGCCUCUAUUUACUCUUUCGGAUUUUGUGUUUUCGUUUGCUGUUUUUUAAAAUUCAGAGUUCAUUUCGCCCCUUCACAGUUCUUGCCGAGUUUGCUGGAGACGUUGUGCUCCGUCCGCGCCGAGGGAGAUAAAGGCCCUGCUGCCCGGCGGGCCCGAGGCAGCCGCCGAGGGGGAGGCACCGUGGAACCGGCAGAUGGCGAGGCUCUGCUUCUCGACGUUUUAUUACGACUUUAUUUCCCUUAAAUUAUAUUGACUGCGUGACUCCAUCGGGUUUCUACUUUGGUUUUGCUCUGUGUUGCAGCCAACGAAUUGCGAAGUUCUUUUUUUGUUUCUGUUUGUUUGGUUUGGUAAAAGUUUACUGCCAUGCUGGUGCAGCUAUGGAAACUGUCUGAAAGCUUGGAAUGGUUUAUUGCUUAUGGUAAAAUUUGCCUGAUUUCUUACAGGCAGCGUUUGGGAACUUUUAUUAUAUAGUUGUUUACAUACUUAUAAGUCUGUCAUUUAAAGACAUGUACUGAAACAAAUGUUGUAUUUGUUUCGUAAGCAUCUUCCUGUAAUCUAUUAUAAAGUUGAAAUUAAAUAUAGAGAAUGUUUUAACAGUUUUUUAACUCAAAAUUUGUCAAUCAUUUUUAAUAGUUCUUUUUUUAUAAAAAGAAAAAGGAAUUUCAGGACAGGCAGUAGUCUCUUUUAAAACUUAUUUCACCAAGAACCAUUAACUGCACAGUUGCUGUUAGCUGCCUGUUCUAAAAUAAUAGUCUUUUUAUUGGAACACAAACAGACUUUUCUGUAAUAUUUUGUGGAAUAAAGAGACUUUAAUUGUU
Molecule: messenger RNA, 2399 nt
Organism: Physeter macrocephalus (sperm whale)
Lineage: Eukaryota; Metazoa; Chordata; Mammalia; Artiodactyla; Physeteridae
Gene: TFDP1
Product: transcription factor Dp-1
Exons: 12
Coding region: 166-1395 (409 amino acids)
Biological process (GO): regulation of cell cycle; regulation of transcription by RNA polymerase II
Cellular component (GO): transcription regulator complex; nucleus
Molecular function (GO): RNA polymerase II transcription regulatory region sequence-specific DNA binding; DNA-binding transcription factor activity, RNA polymerase II-specific
Source: RefSeq, a predicted model, not a curated record